AUGCAAAGCGGUGAGCCUUCUCUCGCUGUCACAAAGGCCUCCUCCUCUAGCGUCUUUAUUCUGGAUUGCCAGUCUCACACGUGGCGCACGGCUCCAAGCUUGCCGGUGGAGCUGUAUACUGUCUCUGUUGGCGUCAUCGAUGGAAAGAUUUAUGCCACAGGAUUAUGCGAUGAUGACGAUCCCAAUAAUAAUUUGAAGUUGAAGAAUUCACUCUCGCUUUUCGACCCAAAAACACAAGCUUGGGAUCCUCAGCCCCUCCCCUGCCGUCAGACAGUCGGUACGUUUUCCCGCCACAGCGCAUCUAUUGACGGAAAGUUACAUGUGGUGGCUCAUAAAAUGAUGGCUGUUUACGAUGUCAAGGAAUCUAAAUGGGACGUACUCUCUAAUCGAUCAAUGUAUUAUGGCAUGGUUCCUAAUUCUUAUUGCCAGAUAGAUAAUGUUGUCUACUCGGCUUCUCCGGAAGCAUUCAGAUGGUAUGACAUCCAGGCAGGAAGGUGGAGAGUUUUGCAGGGUUUGGUUGGACUACCCAUGUUUCGUCGUGAUUCUGUUUUCAGAUUGGCUAAUUUUGGUGGAAAGCUAGCUGUUAUGUGGUGGCAGACGAUCUGUUUUUAUACCGGUAAGAAGAAGAUUUGCUGUGCGGAGAUUGCGCUUGAAAGGCGCAGCAGCAGCGCAACUUGUGAAAUUUGGGGGAAAGUUGAGUGGUUUGAUCAUGUGCUUACCCUUACACCCAUCAGUGAAUUUGAUGAAUUCGUUAGUAUUAUUGCUGCUACUGUUUGAUGGAUGGAUGUGUCGCAAGGCUUCAACUUUUGUCUUCUUUUAAGUCUAUGUGAUAGACCAAAAAGUAGAGGACACAAAUUAAGGAAACCUGGGAGAUGGAAUUGAGUCAGUGAGUGGAGUAAGGAGGCUCACCUGUAACGAAGUAUUAUUGUGCUUUGAUUUGUAUUUGUUUAGUUUAUUUUACAUCAGUUCGUUUUCGGUGUUGUUCUGUUUCGUAGUUUUAAAAUUAAAAUCACUUUCUGUUGUACCCUUGUUUAAAAAGAGAGCAUUGUAACGUAUAAGAAUCAUCUUUGAGCUUUAAGGCAAGCAUAGUUCUCGUUUU
This is a messenger RNA of Camelina sativa (false flax), 1099 nucleotides long. NCBI's taxonomy places the organism in Eukaryota, Viridiplantae, Streptophyta, Magnoliopsida, Brassicales, Brassicaceae. The record is from RefSeq and is a predicted model, not a curated record.